Messenger RNA from Trichomycterus rosablanca, 8052 nucleotides. It is a transcript of the gene eml5, whose product is annotated as EMAP like 5. The coding region runs from base 184 to 6108 and encodes 1974 amino acids. Gene Ontology annotation, molecular function: microtubule binding. The transcript is spliced from 44 exons. NCBI's taxonomy places the organism in Eukaryota, Metazoa, Chordata, Actinopteri, Siluriformes, Trichomycteridae. The record is from RefSeq and is a predicted model, not a curated record.
AUGCGAAGAGAGGAAAGUUGAGGAGAGAGAGAGAGGACUGACUGAAGAAAAUGUCGGGACUCCAGUGUUCAGCCGGAUAAGCUGCUCUGACAGCGGACUGAGCGGAUGAGGAGAGGCUGUGUGAGGGAAGCGGGUCGUUGUGGAUGAUAAGAAGAGUUCGUUUCAGAGAGAAAAAGUCCAAACAUGGCCGACAGAACAGCUCCGAACUGCCAUCUGCGCCUGGAGUGGGUAUACGGCUACCGGGGCCACCAGUGCCGCAACAACCUGUACUACACCGCCGCCAAGGAGCUCGUCUACUUCGUAGCAGGUGUCGGAGUUGUGUACAACACACGCGAACACAAGCAGAAAUUCUACCUGGGCCACAACGACGACAUUAUCAGUUUAGCCCUGCACCCAGAGCGAGUGUUGGUGGCCACAGGACAGGUGGGAAAGGAGCCGUAUAUUUGCGUGUGGGACUCUUACACCGUCCAGACUGUGUCUAUUCUAAAGGACAUGCACACACACGGCAUUGCUUGCCUUGCCUUCGAUCUCGACGGACAGUGUUUGGUAUCUGUGGGGCUUGAUUCUAAGAACACGAUCAGUGUGUGGGACUGGAGAAAAGGAAAAGUGUUGGCUGCUGCUCCUGGGCAUACAGACCGGAUAUUUGACAUAUCAUGGGACCUGUAUCAGCAGAACAAGCUGGUAAGCUGUGGUGUCAAACAUAUCAAGUUCUGGAGUUUAUGUGGGAAUGCUCUGACCCCGAAAAGGGGUGUGUUUGGGAGGACAGGUGAGCUGCAGACCAUUCUCUGCGUGGCCUGUGCCAAAGACGAAGUUACAUACUCUGGUGCCUUGAAUGGAGACAUCUACUUUUGGAAGGGGGUCAACUUAAUACGGACCAUUCAGGGGGCACAUGGGUCAGGGAUUUUCAGCAUGAAUGCUUGUGAAGAGGGUUUUGCCACUGGCGGCAGAGAUGGCUGCAUCCGACUGUGGGACCUGAGCUUCAAACCCAUUACUGUCAUCGAUCUCAGGGAAACAGACCAGGGUUAUAAAGGCUUGUCUGUGCGCAGUGUGUGCUGGAGAGGAGACCACAUCCUGGUGGGCACUCAGGACAGUGAGAUUUUUGAGGUGGUGGUGCAUGACCGAACUAAGCCCUUCCUUAUCAUGCAGGGCCAUUGUGAGGGCGAGCUCUGGGCUCUGGCUGUGCACCCUACCAAACCACUUGCCAUAACUGGUAGUGAUGACAGAUCUGUCCGUAUCUGGAGCCUUGUGGACCAUGCAUUGAUAGCCCGCUGUAACAUGGAGGAGCCCAUCCGCUGUGCAGCAGUAAGCCCCGAUGGCAUCCACCUGACACUGGGAAUGAAGGACGGAUCCUUUACUGUGCUGAGAGUCAGGGACAUGACCGAGGUGGUGCAUAUCAAGGACCGUAAGGAGGCCAUUCAUGAGCUGAAGUACGCUCCUGAUGGAGCUCACCUGGCUGUGGGCUCCAAUGACAGUUCAGUAGAUAUCUACGGUGUGGUUCAGCGCUAUAAGAAAGUGGGCGAGUGUGUCGGCUCCACCAGCUUCAUCACACACAUGGACUGGUCCACUGACAGCAAGUACCUGCAGACCAAUGAUGGCAGUGGCAAGAGACUCUUCUACAGAAUGCCCACGGGGAAGGAGGUGACUAACAGAGAAGAGCUGAAGUUGGUCCAGUGGUCCUCAUGGACGUGCGUUCUUGGUCCAGAAGUGAACGGGAUCUGGCCAAAAUACUCAGACAUCAACGACAUCAACUCCGUAGACGCCAACUUCUCUAAUCAAGUUUUAGUUACAGCAGAUGAUUAUGGAUUAGUUAAAUUGUUACGAUAUCCGUGCAUAAGAAAAGGUGCAAAAUUCAAAAAAUAUUUAGGACACUCUGCACAUAUAACCAAUGUAAGGUGGUCACAUGAUUAUCAGUGGGUGAUAACUACUGGUGGAACUGACCAUUCAGUCUUUCAGUGGAAAUUUGUACCUGAACGGAAGUCGAAAGAUACUCACCAUAUAGCCGCACAAGAGAUGUUGGCAGACUCGAACAGCGAGGAAUCAGAUUCUGAUCACUCAGAUGUGCCUGAAUUGGACUCGGAAAUUGAGCAGGAAACGCAGCUUACAUACCGACGGCAGGUUUACAAGGAAGAUCUACCUCAGCUUAAACAGCAGUACAAGGAUAAGUAUCAAGUGGCAGCUUUGAAAAAGAGGGAGAGACCUCCAGCUAGUGGCUUAAGGUUACACUUUGUCCAUGGUUACAGAGGCUCCGACUGCAGGAGCAAUUUGUUCUACACUCAGACCGGAGAGAUUGUCUACCAUGUGGCUGCUGUGGGGGUGGUUUAUAACAGACAGCAGAACACUCAACGCUUUUACCUGGGCCAUGAUGAUGACAUCCUCUGUCUGGCUAUCCACCCCAUUAAAGAUUACGUAGCUACAGGCCAAGUGGGAAGAGACUCCUCCAUACACAUCUGGGAAACUGAGUUUUUAAAGCCCCUCUCAGUUCUUAAAGGUUGCCACCAAUUUGGAGUGUGUGCACUUGACUUUUCAGCGGAUGGAAAGCGACUAGCAUCUGUUGGUCUUGAUGACAAUCACACCAUUGUGCUCUGGGACUGGAGGAAAGGAGAAAAACUCUCAGCUUUUCGUGGAAGCAAAGAAAAAAUAUUUGUGGUUAAAAUUAAUCCAUAUAUGCCUGACAAGCUCAUCACUGCUGGAGUAAAGCACAUAAAGUUUUGGCAUAAAGCAGGUGGAGGUCUGAUAGGAAAGAAGGGAAACAUGGGGAGGACUGAGACCAUGAUGUGUGCAGUUUAUGGCUGGACGGAGGAGAUGGUGUUCUCUGGGACGAGCACUGGUGACAUCUGCAUAUGGAGAGACAUGUUUCUGAUGAAGACUGUCAAAGCUCAUGAUGGACCAGUCUUCAGCAUGCAUGCGCUGGAAAAGGGCUUUGUGACUGGUGGAAAGGAUGGCAUAGUUGCCUUGUGGGAUGAUACAUUUGAAAGGUGCCUCAAGACAUAUGCCAUAAAGAGAUCUGUACUUGCUCCAGGCUCCAAAGGAUUAUUGUUAGAAGACAACCCCUCAAUCCGUGCCAUAUCUCUGGGUCAUGGACACAUACUUGUAGGAACGAAGAAUGGAGAGAUUUUGGAGGUGGACAAAACCGGACCCAUCACACUAUUAGUCCAGGGUCAUAUGGAGGCAGAGGUGUGGGGUUUGGCCACCCAUCCUCAUCUGCCGCUAUGUGCCACUGUGAGUGAUGACAAGACUUUGCGCAUAUGGGACCUUUCACCUAGCCACUGCAUGCUUGCUGUGCGCAAACUUAAGAAAGGUGGUCGCUGCUGCUGUUUCUCUCCGGAUGGCAAGGCUUUGGCAGUUGGGUUGAACGAUGGCAGCUUCCUUAUUGUAAAUGCAGACACUCUAGAGGACCUGGUUUCAUUUCACCACCGCAAGGACAUCAUCUCCAGUAUCCGCUUUUCCCCUGGUGCAGGAAAAUAUUUGGCAGUGGCCUCGGCUGACAGCUUUGUGGAUAUAUACAACCUGAUGAGCAGCAAGAGAGUGGGUGUAUGCAAAGGCUCAAUGAAUUACAUUAGCCACCUGGACUGGGACAAAAGAGGGAAGCUUUUGCAGGUCAACACUGUGUCUAAGGAGCAGCUAUUUUUUGAGGCUCCUCGUGGGAAGAAGCAAAGCAUUCCUGCCGCAGAGGUGGAGAAGAUUGAGUGGAGCACAUGGACAUGUGUGUUAGGAAGCUCCUGUGAGGGCAUCUGGCCAGUGGUCAGUGAGGUUACAGAUGUCAUUAGCUCAUGUCUUAGCAACGACAGGCAGCUGCUGGCAACAGGCGAUGAUCUUGGAUAUAUAAAGCUCUUCAGGUAUCCUGUUAAGGGAAAGCACGCUAAGUUCAAGCGGUACGUGGCCCACAGCACCCAUGUGACCAACGUGCUUUGGACGCACGAUGACUCUCUGCUGGUGUCAGUGGGCGGAGCCGAUACAUCUCUGAUGAUUUGGAGCCAUGACACUGAAGGGUGCCGAGAGGUGCGCCAGUGUGAUAGUGAGGAAUCCGACAUUGAGAGCGAGGAAGAUGGGGGGUACGAUAGUGAUGUGACUCGGGAGAAUGAGAUCAGCUAUGUAAUUAAGGCCUUAUCUACCAACAUGCGCCCCAUGGCAGGGGUCAAGCCCCACUUACAGCAAAAAGAGCUUUCUGUAGAUGAAAGACAGGGGGUAGUGAGAGGCUCGAGACCCCCAGUGAGCAGGGCUUUACCAGUACCAGAAAAACUGCAAACCAACAAUGUAGGCAAGAAGAAAAGGCCCAUUGAGGACCUGGUGCUAGAGCUGGUGUUUGGUUACCGGGGCAACGACUGCCGAAACAACGUGCAUUACCUGAACGAGGGGGCGGAUAUCAUCUAUCACACGGCUUCAGUUGGAAUUGUUUUUAAUUUAACGACAGCAUGCCAGAGUUUCUAUGUGGAGCAUAGUGAUGACAUUCUGUGCCUCACCAUUAAUCAACACCCCAAAUUCCCCAACGUUGUGGCAACUGGCCAAGUAGGUGAUGCUGGUGACAUGUCAGCCACCUGCCCAUCUAUUCAUGUGUGGGAUGCCAUGAACAAGCAGACAUUGUCUGUACUGCGCUGCUACCACUCUCGGGGUGUGUGCUCAGUCAGCUUUAGUGCCACUGGCAAGCUGCUCUUGUCUGUGGGUCUGGACCCUGAGCAUACUAUCACCAUCUGGAAGUGGCAGGAAGGUGCCAAAGUGGCCAGUCGCUCAGGCCACACACAGCGGAUCUUUGUUGCAGAGUUCAGGCCGGACUCGGACACUCAGUUUGUUUCAGUGGGCAUAAAGCAUGUGCGCUUCUGGACGCUGGCUGGAAGGGCUCUUCUUAGCAAGAAAGGAGUGCUCAGCUCUAUUGAGGAUGCCCGCAUGCAGACCAUGCUCUCUGUGGCGUUCGGAGCUAAUAACUUGACAUUUACAGGUACCAUAAGUGGAGAUGUGUGUGUAUGGAAGGAACACAUUCUAGUGCGAAUUGUGGCCAAGGCACACACUGGUCCUGUUUUCACCAUGUACACCACCCUGCGAGAUGGCCUCAUUGUCACAGGUGGAAAGGAACGACCGUCUAAGGAGGGAGGUGCGCUAAAACUGUGGGAUCAGGAGCUGAAGCGCUGCCGGGCUUUCAGACUGGAGACUGGUCAAAUCAUCGACUGCGUGCGCUCUGUCUGCAGGGGAAAGGGUAAGAUCUUGGUUGGCACCCGGAAUGCUGAGAUCAUCGAGGUAGGGGAAAAGAAUGCAGCUUGUAACAUUUUGGUGAACGGCCAUAUGGACGGCCCCAUCUGGGGACUGGGGGUUCACCCUACACGAGAUGUCUUCCUGUCUGCUGCAGAGGAUGGCACAGUACGACUGUGGGACAUUCCAGAAAGGAAGAUGCUAAAUAAGGUGAACCUGGGCCACCCUGCACACGCAGUGAGCUACAGUCCUCAAGGGGACAUGGUAGCAAUCGGAAUGAAAAAUGGAGAGUUCAUCAUCCUCCUUGUCAGCUCACUGAAAAUUUGGGGUAAGAAGAGAGAUCGUCGCUCCCCCGUCCAGGAUAUCAGGUUCAGUCCAGAUUCACGUUACCUUGCUGUGGGCUCGAGUGAGAAUGCUGUGGACUUCUAUGAUCUGAUGCUGGGUCCACAACUAAACCGCAUUAACUGCUGCAGAGAUAUCCCAAGCUUUGUGAUUCAGAUGGACUUCUCUGCUGACAGCUGCUACAUACAGUUGUCCACUGGUGCUUAUAAACGCCUGGUGUAUGAAGUGCCUUCUGGAAAGCAGAUCACAGAACAGGCAGUCAUAGACAGAAUCACCUGGGCCACAUGGACAAGUGUGCUUGGGGAUGAGGUGGUAGGAAUCUGGUCCCGCAACACAGAUAAAGCUGAUGUAACAUGUGCCUGCGUCUCCCAUUCUGGCAUCAACAUCGUCACGGGUGACGACUUUGGAAUGGUGAAGCUGUUCGACUUUCCAUGUCCAGAUAAAUUUGCCAAACACAAGCGUUUUAUGGGCCACUCAGCCCAUGUUACCAACAUCCGCUUCACUAAUGGAGACCGCUUCGUCAUCAGCGCUGGAGGCGACGACAGAAGCCUGUUUGUGUGGAAGUGUGUCCAUGUUCCACACUGACACACAUACACACACACACACACACGCACACUUUGAAAUCCAGUCUACCUUAAAGUUAUCAUAAGACUGGAGGAACAUGCAGCAUCUGGGCUUCUACAACUCAGUCCAGUGUGGUUUUACUGAAGAAGGAGAGAAAAUCUAUGCAUGAAGAGAAAGAGCGAGUGGCCGGUGCUCCUAACAGGGGUUCCAGUCUAACAUUUCUACAACCAGGUGCACACAUCUGAAUGAGCCUCCUGUUCCAUCAUUCCACAUGCCUGAACCCUACUUUAUUGUCUUACGAUUCCAAACAGGCACACUGGAAAUGUCUUCCCACCAUGUUUGUACUACUCUUCCAGCUUAGAUCAGGGAUGCACCAAUUUACUCUAUAUUACUUAAUUGUGUUCUUUCUUUUAGCUGCUCCUUUUUGUAAGUUAUUGUAAGCUGUUAUUUGGUAAUAUUUAAAAAAUAUUCCAAGUGAAUAUUUUCUUUUAUCACCACCUCUUUAACCAAUAAUUAACUUAAGAAAAAUCAAUUAGUAUUUCUUGCUUUUGUACAUUUGCCCGUGUAAAGACACUCGUGUGUGUGUAUAUAGAAAAGGACAGAAAAUAAAACGGAUACACCCGGAGAAUUUAACUUUUGAUUGACCAACCUAUAUAAACAAGGAAAUUAAUUCAUAUUUGGCAGAUGUUUUGUCUGAAUAUGUAUGUAAUACAAUUUAGUUUAAAUUUAGUUACUAAAGUCUAAACUUCUACUUUUGUCCUGUGCUUGCUGUGGUAGUAAUGGUUACUAAAUCAUUUCUUAACUGUCCUCUAUCAGCAUGCCAGUAAGAACUACUUACCGAUCAUAACACAGGGUGCACAGUUUUUGUUAGACUUGCAGCAAUUAAAAACAAGAAAAUAAUUUGAAUACAGUGAUAUUGCAGUGAUUUUGUAUAGGGUUAACAGUGAUAACAAAAAAUAGAAAAAUUACAGUCCUAAUGUUUAUUGAAAAAUUCUAAUAUUGACAUUUGAUCAAACUAGAAAAAAAAUCUGAUUGGUGCAUCCCUAUUUCCUUUUAAGUCUAUGUCAUUUAUUCAUUGAGUUAUGUUUCUUCCAGUAAGAAGAACUAAGAAAUGUGUAGCAAGCAAAACAAGAUUAGCCUUAAACCCCCCUUCUUCUUUUUUGAGGUGUGUUGGACCGCUCUGUUUAAAUAGUUCUUUUGUUUUGUCUGGAUAAUUUCUGUUAUUACCAUGUUUUAUAUAUCUGUUUGGUUUGUAAAUUUUUUCAUUGCAUAACAGAACUCUUGUGGCCUUCUCCCUGAAUGUAACACGGUCGUUAUAUUCUUGGACAUCAGCAUGCCAAAGCAUACUAUGCACUGUAUACAUGACCUGCUCACUGUGGUUCUUCAGUGGUCUCUGACUGUGGUAUUCACUCAUCAGACCUCAGAUACCCCCCACACCUUCACACAAGCAGGUGGCAUAAUUAACCGUAGCAUCUUUAGCUUUAAGCAGUACCCGUGGUUUCUGUGUGCAAGUCCUUGUGUGUAGGUAAGUGUGCCGUUUAAGUGUAGAUGUUCCUUGUCUGAGAACAAAUUAUUAAACAGAUGGUGAUUAUUCAGUGUCUCUAAAAUAAAUGGGAAAAGGAUAUGUAGUGAUGCAGUGUUGCAUCGUAUAAAUUGCUACUCAUCGUGCUGCUGAAACCUUUUUGAAAAAUCAUAUCUCAUAGUGAUUAAGUAUGUAAAGAGCCUUUCUUCCAUUAUCAGAUCUAAAAUCACUUUACUGGAAUGUUUUAACUGAGAAAUAUACAAGCAAACGGAAGAGAACAUGCAAUCUGUUUUCUAUUUUAUUUCCUGUCAUACUGAAAAAUAGUGCAAGGUAUGUUCAGUGCAUAUUUUCAUUUUCUGAAAUCAAUGUAAAUAUUAAUUGUAAAGGCGUUCAUUUGUAUAUUUUUGUGAAAUGUUUUCUUAAAAAUCAACUUUGAUUAAAAA